AUGCUGAAGGUGGGAAUCCUGCGAAGUACUGGGACAGAACAGAGCAGGAGACAAGACUCACCUCAACGUUCGAGAGAUGGGCAUGCGAAGGCACAGUUUGGUCAGCAGGGGCACAUAGAGUUCAUGAGGAACAGCUCAAACAUGUAUGGAAAGGCUGCCUUGAACAUCAGCAGCAGGACAUACAAACAGAUGGAAGCCGCCUUUGCCACGACUUUGUUCUUCAACGAAACAUUUGUGUUGCCUUUUCAAGGGAUCGUGAAGCAAUUCAACUACCUCCGGCUUGAAGAAAAGGCCACCAGCACAUGUUGCCUGCCAGAGCUCAUUGAAACCCUGUCCAAGGAACAUUUUGGGCUUGUUGAAUCAAGUUUUGUGUCUACAUUUGGUGGGCUACUGGAUGUCAAGGCUGAAGAGUCACCAGUGGAGCUCGAUAUGACCAGCCCAAAGUUGCUUGAGGCACUCAGUGGUGAAGGCAAUGCACUUGACCUUGCCCUGCAGUCUGCGAGGUUCAAUAUACUUGAGGAACUUGACAUUGACCCACAGCUUUUUUCCCAACCUCAGGUGCCCUUUGAUGCACAGCCGCUGUCACUGUCCUGCCCUCCUGCAACUACCGCAAUCCCCACAGCCACAGUGGCAGAAGUUGCUGACACUAGCAAGGCCCAGUCUCAUUUGGCCGUCAUCACAGCAAACGCUCAGCUACAACCGACAAUGAAGUGCAAGGCAGAUGACAUCAUCGUCAUCUCAGAAAAUGAGUCUGAAGAUGCUGGCCAACCCAGGGCAGCAGCAUGCAAGCCACCCCGCAAAAUCAUGUGGCAUAUGACCACCACUACUGGUGGUGAUACUCCAGAAGUCACUACAUCACUGUCAACUCAGGGGAUUUCUCCAGUCACACUGGACCACUACCUCAAACCAAGAAGCCAGCUGCCAUACUGCAAAGUUCUCUCACGACAACCAUCAGAUGCCAGCGCCAGCACUCAGUGUCAACUUCCUGCAGUCAUACCCAGCUCCACUCCCCCAAACCCAGUUGCAGUGAUCAGUCCUGCUGGUACUACCGCUCUCGCACCCAUUCUGAGGCCCCCAGGGAUGACCCGUUCUCAACACUUCUUCACCAUUGCAACAAGAAUUGAUGCCCGCGCCAUGCAAAUCUCUGGCAAUACCGAGUUCCACUUGUUCAUGGACAUGUGA
Suillus bovinus is the source of this 1182-nucleotide messenger RNA. RefSeq lists its product as uncharacterized. The record is from RefSeq and is a predicted model, not a curated record. NCBI's taxonomy places the organism in Eukaryota, Fungi, Basidiomycota, Agaricomycetes, Boletales, Suillaceae. The transcript has 5 exons. Bases 1 to 1182 code for a protein of 393 amino acids.